Ochotona princeps (American pika) is the source of this 2189-nucleotide messenger RNA. RefSeq names its product transcription factor 3 (gene TCF3). Gene Ontology annotation, cellular component: transcription regulator complex. Gene Ontology annotation, biological process: immunoglobulin V(D)J recombination; regulation of transcription by RNA polymerase II. The record is from RefSeq and is a predicted model, not a curated record. Gene Ontology annotation, molecular function: DNA-binding transcription factor activity, RNA polymerase II-specific; protein dimerization activity; RNA polymerase II cis-regulatory region sequence-specific DNA binding. NCBI's taxonomy places the organism in Eukaryota, Metazoa, Chordata, Mammalia, Lagomorpha, Ochotonidae. The transcript has 19 exons. Bases 127 to 2022 code for a protein of 631 amino acids.
UGGCUGGCGGGCUCCGUGGAGGGGGAAGGCCCCGCGUUCAUGCCGCCGCCAGCCCGGCCGCGCCCCGCAGCUGGGAACCCCACAGGACCGUGCUCUGGCCCUUGAGCCUGCUGCAGCCGCUGGAGAAUGAACCAGCCACAGGGGAUGGCGCCUGUGGGCUCGGACAAGGAACUCAGCGACCUGCUGGACUUCAGUGCGAUGUUCCCGCUGCCCGUGGCCGGCGGCAAGGGCCGGGCCACCUCCCUGGCUGGCGCACAGUUUGCAGGUGCAGGUCUCGAGGAGCGGCCCAGCUCAGGCUCCUGGGUCGCCGGCGAGCAGAGCUCCUCCUUCGACCCUGGCCGGACCUAUAGCGAGGGUGCCCACUUCGCUGACUCCCCCGGCGGCCUCUCUUCAUCCACAUUCCUGGGACCCGCGCUGGGCGGCAAGGGUGGUGAGCGGGGUGCCUACCCGUCUUUUGGGAGAGACGUGACUGUCGGCAGCCUGGCUCAGACCAGCUUCCUGUCCGGUGAGCUGGCCCUCGGCAGUCCCGGGCCGCUGUCUCCCUCGGAUGUCAAGGCUGGCGCCCAGUUCUACGCCUCCUACCCCAGCAACUCCCGGCGGAGAGCCGCAGACGGCGGCCUGGACCCACAGCCCAAGAAAAUCCGGAAAGUUCCGCCUGGUCUCCCCUCCUCUGUGUACCCCCCUAGCUCUGGUGAUGACUAUGGCAGGGACGCCUCCGCCUACCCAGCUGCCAAGACCCCCAGCAGUGCCUACCCUGCCCCCUUCUUCGUGGCAGACAGCAGCCUGCACUCCUCCUCUGAGCUCUGGAGCCCCUCAGCCCCGGCGGGCUUCGGGCCCAUGCUGGGCGGGGCCUCAUCCCCCCUGCCCCUCCCGACGGGUAGUGGUGGCACCUUUGGUGGCCUGCAGCAGCAGGAGCGCAUGGGUUACCAGCUGCAUGGAGCUGAGGUGGACGGUGGGAUCCCGCUCCCAGCAGCACCCACCUUUCCCGGGGCAACCCCAGCCACCUAUGGCAGCGUUGCCAGUCACACGCCCCCCGUCAGCACGGCCGACAGCCUCAUGGGCUCCCGAGGGACCACGGCCAGCAGCUCCGGGGACGCCCUUGGGAAGGCACUGGCAUCGAUCUACUCCCCGGACCAUGGGAACAGUAACUUCUCCAGCCCCUCCCCGCCUGUGGGCUCGCCGCAGGGCCUGGCAGGGACGCCGCAGUGGCCUGCAGCAGGAGCCGCUGGUGCCUUAUCGCCCACCUACGAUGGGGGCCUGCAUGGCCUGCAGAACAAGGUGGAAGACCACUUGGACGAGGCCAUUCAUGUGCUGCGCAGCCACGCCGUGGGCACGGCCAGCGACGGGCACGGGCUGAUGCCCAGCCACGGAACACUGGCCCCUGGCUUCGCGGGCCUGGUGGGAGGUGGCCACUCUGAGGACGGCCUCGUGGGCAGUGCCAGCCUCCUGCAUGGGCACGCGUCCCUCCCCAGCCAGCCCAGUUCGCUUCCCGAUACCUACAGUGGACACGGGCGAGUGGGCGGCGUGGCGGGCGGCAGCGAGAUCAAGCGGGAGGCCGAGGAGGACGAGGAGAACACGUCGGUGGCCGGCCACUCGGAGGAGGAGCGCAAGGAGCUGCAGGCGCGCGCCCGCAGCAGCCCAGGCGAGGAGGAGGACGACGACCUUCUGCCCCCAGAGCAGAAGGCCGAGCGGGAGAAGGAGCGCCGUGUGGCCAAUAACGCGCGGGAGCGUCUCCGCGUGCGCGACAUCAAUGAGGCUUUUAAGGAGCUGGGGCGCAUGUGCCAGCUGCACCUGAGCAGCGAGAAGCCCCAGACCAAACUGCUGAUCCUGCACCAGGCCGUGGCCGUCAUCCUGGACCUGGAGCAGCAGGUGCGAGAGCGGAACCUGAACCCCAAAGCAGCGUGCCUGAAGCGGAGAGAGGAGGAGAAGGUGUCCGCUGUGGUUGCAGACGCCGCCGCCAUGGUGCACCCGGCCGCCCAUCCGGGCCUGAGCGAGGCCCACCACCCCGCGGGGCACCUGUGAAGGACCGAGCGGGUCGGGGUGCCGCGGCCCGGCCCCCCGUGCCCGGAGCUGCAGCCGCGAACAAGAUGCCUUACGGCGCCGCGGAGAGGAGGCCGUGCCGCGGGGCCGCCAGCGCCUGUGCCUAUCAUAGUAUUUUUUUUUUUUAAGGAAAAUAAAGAAACUUAGUU